GCGCCCGCCGCCCGCCCGCCGCUUCCUGCCCCCACCCCGCCCCGCGCGCUAUUUAAGGCGCCCCCGCCGCCCGGCGCCGUCCAGCAGGGCUCCCGCGGGCGCCGCUCCGGCAGACUUGCGUCCCCUCCGCCACCUGGGCCGCCCGCAGGCCGGCGACGGAGGCCCGGGAGCCAUGGGCGACUGGGGCUUCCUUGAGAAGCUGCUAGACCAGGUCCAGGAGCACUCGACCGUGGUGGGCAAGAUCUGGCUGACGGUCCUUUUCAUCUUCCGCAUCCUCAUCCUGGGCCUGGCCGGCGAGUCGGUGUGGGGCGACGAGCAGUCGGAUUUCGAGUGUAACACGGCCCAGCCAGGCUGCACCAACGUCUGCUAUGACCAGGCCUUCCCCAUCUCCCACAUCCGCUACUGGGUGCUGCAGUUCCUCUUCGUCAGCACGCCCACCCUGGUCUACCUGGGCCACGUCAUCUACCUGUCUCGGCGCGAGGAGCGCCUGCGGCAGAAGGAGGGGGAGCUCCGGGCACUGCCAGCCAAGGACCCACGCGUGGAACGGGCGCUGGCAUCCAUAGAGCGCCAGAUGGCCAAGAUCUCGGUGGCGGAAGACGGUCACCUGCGGAUCCGCGGGGCGCUGAUGGGCACCUAUGUGGCCAGCGUGCUCUGCAAGAGCGUGCUGGAGGCAGGCUUCCUGUACGGCCAGUGGCGUCUCUAUGGCUGGACCAUGGAGCCCGUGUUUGUAUGCCAGCGCUCACCCUGCCCCUACCUCGUGGACUGCUUCGUCUCUCGCCCCACGGAGAAGACUAUCUUCAUCAUCUUCAUGCUGGUGGUCGGACUCAUCUCCCUGGUGCUCAACCUGCUGGAGCUGGCGUACCUGCUGUGCCGCUGCCUCAGCCGGGGGGUGAGGGCCCGGCAGCGCCAGGAUGCGCCCCCAGCCCCGGGCACCUCCUCGGAGCCUUAUGCCGACCAGGUCUUCUUCUACCUCCCCAUGGGCGAGGGGCCCUCAUCCCCGCCAUGCCCCACCUACAAUGGGCUGUCGUCCAGUGAGCAGAACUGGGCCAACCUGACUACGGAGGAGAGGCUGGCUUCUUCCAGAGCCCCCCUCUUCCUGGACCCACCCCCCCAGACUGGCCGGAAAUCCCCCAGUCGCCCCAGUAGCUCUGCUUCCAAGAAACAGUAUGUGUAAGGGCCUAAGGCUUCCAUCACCCCGCAACGGGGCCUGGGAAGUCUUGCUGCCUUUUAAUGCAAGGUUCCACAGAGAUGGCUGGGGGAAACAGGUGCUGGCUGGCCAGAGAGCCUCCUUGCAUGUUGUUCUUGACACCUGCAUCCUUCCUAAUGACCAGAGGGCACCACACUCUGCCCUCCAGAACAUGGUUUUGUCCCAGGCACGGACAGAGCCAGCGUGGGGUGCUCUUAGCCAAGGGUGUUUGAGCCCUUUGGUCUUUUUCACCUGGUUCAGAGGGAUUCGGAGACAACUUACCCCACCCCCACCCCCGUGGCAGAUUCACCUCCACCCAGGUUGUCUGCACGCCCUGUCCUCUCAGGAAAGGCUGGUGGAGGCUGCUGGGUCAGCCUUGAUCACACACACCUACCCACGCACCCACACACACACAGCCUGUGCUGCAUCUGGCCCUGUCAAGGGGCGUGGGGUCUUGUUCUCAUCACUCCUUCCUGCUUACACUGUUUAUCCUUCUAAAAUAAACAGGACUUAAUCACAA
Bubalus bubalis (water buffalo) is the source of this 1706-nucleotide messenger RNA. It is a transcript of the gene GJA4, whose product is annotated as gap junction protein alpha 4. Gene Ontology annotation, cellular component: connexin complex. Bases 173 to 1174 code for a protein of 333 amino acids. Gene Ontology annotation, biological process: cell communication. The record is from RefSeq and is a predicted model, not a curated record. The transcript is spliced from 2 exons. NCBI's taxonomy places the organism in Eukaryota, Metazoa, Chordata, Mammalia, Artiodactyla, Bovidae.